Molecule: messenger RNA, 3386 nt
Organism: Eupeodes corollae
Lineage: Eukaryota; Metazoa; Arthropoda; Insecta; Diptera; Syrphidae
Gene: DIP-kappa
Product: neural cell adhesion molecule 1
Exons: 11
Coding region: 1255-3180 (641 amino acids)
Cellular component (GO): neuron projection
Source: RefSeq, a predicted model, not a curated record
AGUUGCGCUGUCACAUCCUCGUGUUUUUUUCUGUUUUCAUUAAAUACAAAUAAAAAAGUUAUCCUUGCGGGUUCCUUUGGUUGGUUCCCUCGGCAGCAGGAUAUAAUUAAAUAUUCAGUGUGAUUGCGAAUAAUCAUUUUUUGUUGUUUUUGCCAUUUAUUUGUGUCUGCCCCUUGUGUGUCAGUCGAGCAAGUUUUAAAUAAUUUUUCAAUCUCCAUUCAAGUUACGAUUUUUGUACUUUAUUUGUGUGAACCUUCCCUUCUUGUUGGUCUUUUAACAACCUCCUGAUUUCUAAUUCUUGGUCAUUCAUUUCCUGUCACUGUUGCACUUUUCACAUAAUGUGCCCACUUGAAUGGAUCUCAAUUUAGCGGAUAAUUUGCCAUUGUAAAUAUUUUAAAAGGAUUUCUCAUCGUCACGACAUUUGAAUUUGUAAAAUACAAAAGCAAAACAAAGGCAAAAGAAAAUAAAGAAACAAGACAAGCAAAACUACGCAAGGAUUACGAUACGACGACAAAUACUAUCGUCAUCCUUAUCGUCGUCCUUUUCGCUGUCGUCCUCUUGGUCGUCUACAUCGUCGUCGUUGAUGGUCGCCGGCGUUGGCGUUAGCGUUAGCGUCGUCUGCUACUGCCUCCGUUCAACCGGUCGUCAUUCUGGUUCGUCCUUGUGAAAUGUUUGUGUACGGUUUUCAGUGUUUUGAGUGCUAUUAGCGUGCGGCGGAAACGAAGGCAUUUUCUGUUCGCUUUUUUUUAUUUUUUGUUGUCGCUGUAUGGGGGUUUGAGCCUUCUAAAGGGGGGUGUUUAAAUGUGUGUCCGUAAAAAAGGAAACAAGUUGGAAAAUAAAUUGAAUUGCAAUGUGCUGGCACUAUGGUGUGUUGUUCCGGGACAAAAAUUGAAUUAAGUGUGAAAUAUUAAACAGGCGGAAUUUAGUGUGGGGGAGGUACACGGUGACGGUUAAAGUGAGAAGCAAAGGAAUUCAUAAAACUUUCACUCGGUGUCACACUGAUUUUUUAAUUACAUAUAAAAUAGAAUUGUUUACGAAUCAGAUUCUAAAUUUAUAAUUAUAUAUUGCACUUUUACUAACGUUGGCCCAGAGUGAGAGAAGGAAAAUUAAAGAGAGAGUGCGAGAGAAAGAGUGAGAAAGAUUGUAUACUUUUGACUAUAAGAAAAUGUUGAUAGUUUUUCAGAAAUUAAUGUGAUUGUGGUGUUUUUGUUUAAUUUUGUGAGUUAAAUAUUUUUAUUUCAAUAUUUAAAAUAAAUGUGCGGUAAAAUGGAUGUCCUUUGGGCGUCUGGUUGGAUUAUAUUUCUAAUAAGUGCUGCUGCUCUACCAGAGAUACCAUCGAAGGGCAAACAAACAAAAGUCCUUGAUUCACAAUCUUCAUCGUCUGAAGAUAUAAGUAUGCCAAGAUUUGCUGAACCAAUACCAAAUGUGACCGUUUCUAUAGGAAGAGAUGCAUUACUCGCUUGUGUUGUGGAAAACUUAAAAGGAUACAAAGUCGCUUGGGUGCGUGUCGAUACUCAAACAAUCCUUUCAAUACAUCACAACGUGAUAACACAAAACAACAGAAUUAGUCUGACAUACAACGAUCAUAGAUCCUGGUAUUUGCAUAUCAAGGAGGUCGAGGAGAACGACCGGGGCUGGUACAUGUGUCAAGUGAACACCGAUCCGAUGCGAUCCCGGAAGGGAUACCUUCAAGUUGUGGUGCCACCCUUGAUUGUCGAGGGAAUGACAAGUAACGAUAUGGUGGUGCGAGAGGGCACCAACGUGACAUUGAUGUGCAAAGCUCGUGGAUACCCAGAGCCUUAUGUGAUGUGGAGGCGAGAGGAUGGCGAAGAGAUGUCAAUUGGCGGAGAGAAUGUCAAUGUUGUGGAUGGUGAAAUUUUGCACAUCACUAAGGUCAGUCGAUUACAUAUGGCGGCUUAUUUAUGUGUGGCGUCGAAUGGGGUGCCACCAUCGAUUAGUAAACGCGUUCAUUUGAGAGUUCAGUUCCCGCCAAUGCUGUCGAUUCCAAAUCAAUUGGAAGGAGCGUAUGUGGGACAGGAUGUUACAUUGGAAUGCCAUACGGAAGCUUAUCCGGCAUCAAUAAAUUAUUGGACCACAGAGCGUGGGGACAUGAUCAUUUCGGAUACCUCAAGAGCUGGAGACAAAUAUGAGACAACUUCUUCAAUACAUGCUUAUAGUAAAUAUAUGAAAUUGAAAAUUCGAAACGUUGGAGCGAAUGAUUUUGGUUCAUAUCGAUGUGUGGCGAAAAACUCUCUCGGCGAAACUGAUGGUGUAAUAAAACUUGAUGAAAUCCUUGCACCAACAACAGCAGUUAUGUCAGAAAUUACCAUGUACAAUCGGACCUUAGAUGGCAAGCGUCCGAACAGGAAUAAAUUCGACACAAAUGCUCUGCCUGAUUACGGGGUGGAAGAGUGGAAAGAUGGUGGAGGUGGUGGCGGUGGCGACAAUGGCCAACCACCGAUUCGCAAUCCUCCAGGAGCUUUUCACAAUUCUGCAGUAUCAUUGGGCUUCGGAUUCGACUUCGGCUUCGGAGGCGAGCUGAGGCGAAUUCGAGAACGAUUACGAGGACGAGCAAAAGGACGAGCAAGUCUCAUCGUUGAGACUAUAAUUUACUGGAUUAAGAGCAAAUCGCCAUUGUUCCAUUAUAAUUUACAUUUAUUGAGGAGCAGCUCAUCGACGACAUCGGCAUCGCCAUCGAAGACCAACAGCUGCUGCUGGAGACUGUUGGAUUCGGGAAUGGGCCUUGGCAUGGGUAUGGGUAUGUCAACCACAACACUCUACGAACAGCCUGAUGAUUAUAUACCCUUGCUGCAGUCCCAUGAGUUCGACAUCGACAUCAGGAGUAGAAUGACUCACAAAGAUUCGGAGGAAUCCUUUACAAUAAAACAAUCCACCGCAGCCAAAAGUCGACUUCGUCGUCGACAUCGAGAUCGCGAUAGGGAGAGACUCGUUGACGACAACGACGAUAUCCUUGCCACCAUCAUUGUGUCCCCAAUCAGUUGGGGAAUUUUCAUAAUUUUCAGUUUCAAUUUAAUUAGCAUACAACUUUGGCGAAGGAUAUGCUUGCCAGGGUGUGCCGUGACGAUGAUGAAAAUGGAGGAGACGCAAACGAGGACGUCGAAGCCAACAACAACAAGGACGACGAUAAUGUCGCCAUCACUCAACAGGAUAAAAAGAUGAAAACAAUUACAACUGCGACAGGAGCAGAACCAGCAGCAGGAGUGGGAGUGGGAGCAAAAGCUGGAACGAGAACAGGAGCUCAAGUCAAAGUCAAAGUUGAUGUCGAAGGACGAGUGUAAGGACGAAGAUGAGGACAAGAACGAGCAGUGCCAGAGGUAAGGUUGUUGUUUUGCUGUAUUUAUACAUAAAUGUAGAAGAAAAAAAGG